GGAUUGAGACGCGACGCCGUGUGAACGUUUUUUCGAUACCGUCUGGCCGAGGAGUGGAAGAUUCGAAUACCUGUAUUUUCAAAUAUAUAAUUUGUGUUUUUUAUCACUGUUAUCUCUAGCGUCUUUGCUGUAAAUUUGAUAUCUUCCAAUUUUCGAACCACCGAAAAGUCGAGAGCGAUUUAGAGAAAAAAUAGCGUGCAUUAAUUUGAAAAUAAUAAUUUUUCGGCAAAUUCGAGUGAAUAUCGACAGAAAGAUUCGGAUUUGGUUCGAAAGGUUACAAUAGAAUGUACCAGUGGAAUUGAAUGAUAGUGAUGUGCAUUGAUCCAAUUCGUUCGUAAUAUUGUCUCUGAUAUCCAGUUCCUAUGUAUUACGAGCAGUAGAAAGCAUCUUUUGUACAAUAAAGUGGAAAAAAUCAACAAAUCAAUUCCAAGUAUGUCCAAACCUCAGCAGGGAAAUGUGUGCUAAUGAAGUGUCAGAAAGAAAACCUGGGAGUGUGGCAACGAAACCACUAUGGAAGUAAAAUUAAGUAAAUGGUAUGGAAAAUGUGCAAAUGGAAGAUAAAUUGCAAACAAAGAUCAAAUUUAUCAAUUGAUUCGUGGCAAACACUCGGAAGUGCAAUGUGAAUUUAAGACUGCACUAGUUUUUUUAAAUGUUCAACACCGAUUCGUGGCAGUAAAAAGGGCUAAAUGUUUGGUCUCCCAGUAUAAGCUGGAUCAUUUCGCCAUGCUCCGUGGGGGCCAGGAAUGUACGUAAUAUUUCCGGCAGAUGAAUUAAUAUUGUUGACAUACGGAAUCGCGGUACCGAGAGUACAACCACGACCAACUCUGGACAACCUGCGAGAGCCACUUGUCCCCAUCGGCAAUAGGCCUUCUUCCGUUACCGUCCUGCCCCCCAAACAGAUAAAUGAGCCCCAUCGGACCCAAGGACAACAAUCCCUCACGUCCACCACCGCCCUUCGCACCCCACCUGCACUUACACCGAGAGACAGAAGUCCUAGUGUCAACUUUUCAUCCGACGAUAGAAUCUAUGGUUACGACGAUACGUCUCCACUCUACGAUGCCGACACUAUUGUGAACUAUGUAAGCAGGGAACUGGACUCUGGUAUUCCCUUCAACUCCUCGUCCUUCGUACCGUCCACGACGUUGCUGAAUCCCUCUCCAGCGGUGCCCAAAUCGAACACUACCUCAGCUGCGAAAGGGAAAGAAAAACCAAAAUCCAGGCUACAUCUGAAAUUAGGCCGCCUGCGACCACAUUCCUCUGUUGAGCAAAGCGAGUCCGCUCGAGUCCGCGAAGACCUUCAAAUUCACGUGUCUAACCCCGUGUUCACCCGUGAAAACCUCAGGCAACGCAAUUUUGACGCCUUCUUCGAAUCCGGCGAAACGGUUUAUUCGCUGGAGAAAAAAGAAAAACCUCAACUUCCAAGUGCCGAUUCCACCGAGCUAACCCCAUGGAAUAGCAGUGAUCCAUCUGCAACCCAGCAGCGAUCCAUAUCAGUGGGAUUUUUUCGGAAAGCUAAAUCACCGAACAUCAUACGUGCCAAGAGUACCGAACUCGAAUUUGAAGAGUCCCAGAAAGAGUCAUCAAAAACUCAUCGUAGCAUAUUCAGCAAAAGGGUAGGGACGACGCAGCUAUCUCUAGGAGGAAGCAUGACUUCCUCCGGAGGUGUGCUCAAGGAUUUAGGUCAUCCUGGCCUAAAUGAGGCACUCAAGUCUCACAAUAGCGUCACAUUCAAGCUAGUUAAAACGGUUUCGGACUUCACAGAAACACUAGCACAACUCUACGAACAACAUGCUGAAGCUCUGCAAGUAUUGGUGUCAAAUUAUAGGAAACGGAAUGGUGAAUUGAGAAAAGAAAGACCAGCUUGCCAGUCAAACCUAUUCCAUGCUUGGGAAACGUUUUUGCAGGAAAUCGAAGCUGACUCCCAGGCAACCAUCGAUGUCGCCAGUUCCCUUUCCAGGCAGGUUGCCCGACCGCUGUUGGAACGCUCAUUCUACAGAAAGGUCCAAAGUAGAAAAGUAUUCACCCACAGGGAAUCAUUCGAUACAAUCAUUUCAAAGACUGAAGAGAAAUUAUCCAAGUGCCGAAUUGAAUACAAGCAAUGCUAUAUUGCGCACCGUCAGAAUCCUACCCAGCUUACACUGACGCAGUAUAUCGACACCCACAAUGCAUAUGUGCAGCAGCUGCAUGCCACCAAUGCCAUGUUGGAGGCGUACCACUGCGAGACACUGCCACAGUUGAUGCAGGAACUGGAGGAAAUUUACAAUGACCUGUGCAACAUAGUAGCGGAAGCGGUACUGCAAGGCGCUGAAGCAAUUUCAGUCAAAGCAUUGGAGCAGGCGAAACGGUACGACAGUUUAGCGAAUCAGUGCAAAGGCGUUUCGCCUACUCAGGAUUUGGGCUAUUUCGUACGCAGUCUCCCAGUACCAUCCAAUGCUCAACGAAUUCCGAGAAAAGUAUUCUCGCCUCCCCAGCAGCCCGCUGCUCAAUCCGAAUGUGAAGAACUGGCAGAUUACGGCGUUAGCAUGUCGGAUCCGUCAGGUCCCAUGCUGAAAAACGAACUGGUGGUGGACAAGGGUGCAUCGAUACAAGUGCGCCCGUCAUUGGAAGCACUCAAGCGGGAAUCGCAGGACUUGGAAGUCCAGAUCAAACAGUUGCAAGAUUCAGUAGACGCUUUAGUUCGAACGCAAAUAAGAGGAAUAGAAAGUCAGCUGUAUAACAAAGCCAAUGAGAUCCAGGAAGAAGUUUCAAUGAAGAAGUUCGAUAUACGAGCAAAACAAAUCCAUCUAGCAGCAGUUCGAGCACAGAAAGAGUUAUUUUUGGGUAGAAUAGAUCCUGGUUCACCUCGCGGUGAACGUAAAAUGUCUUCUUCUAGUUCCUCCUCAAUGAAGACCAAGUGGCUGAAAGCGUUCCGAAGUCUGAAACCGGCCGGUUCAGCAAACGAUAGUAAUCCCAAAACAAAUCAUCAAAUGUACCACGCGGUAUCAACGGUCUUAUCACUGAGGAAAAGCGGAAAUGGAGCGCAGAUACGGUUCGACGGAUCGGAUAAUCAUAAUCUGGUGGAGUAUACGUAUAAGAAGAUAACACCGUGCGAUGUUUGUUCACAAGUCUUGAGAGGUCAUACACGACAAGGUCUCCGGUGUAGGAUAUGCAAAGUGAACGCGCACGCCGACUGUGCAUCACAGCUGCCAAAAUGCCAGGUCAAGCAGAAGUUGCUACGCCGCCAAAAGAGUACUUCCGAGAUCGAAAAUCGCACCGAGGCGGAGGAGGAAAAACCAACCGACAUCGAUCAGAUUUACCAGGUCCUGAAAAGGGCGGGAGAAAUUUCCAGCGGCAAAGUUUCCGAGUCAAAAACGCAAGCAAACAACGCGGGCAGUGAUGCCAAUAUGGCGAGUGGCGCUAGCAAUCCACAACUAGAAAUACCUGUAGUCAAUGUGCCUGAUUAUCCGGAUCGAACACCUAGAAGGGGACCUGUAAAAUCUCAGGGGCCAAAUUAUCAACCGCAAAAACAGGGACUGUCAGCACCGAACACGACGGACAUGUCAAACUCAGCACCUCAUUCACCACGCCGGCAAAAACUGAACCUUAGAAUGAAAUCACUCAGUCUGGACUCACCAGAAUCGUCCGAAUUGCAUGGGCAAAUGCGACGACGUUACCCAGGGCCAUCGGCUCAGGCAGGCCAGGGAGGUUCUGGGGGUCACUUAGAACAUAGCACGCCACCAUCAAACAAUAGUAGAUUACACUCACCUUCAAGCCCGUCGGGCAAGCAGCGCAAAUUCCUGUACGCGAAUCGUGGAAUGAAAACUGGAUCGGUGGACCUUCCAGACGAAAUUGAAAGAAGCCAAUCAUCAGCCAGCACAUCACCAUGUCCAUCACCUGUCCGACAGACGCAGAAGGUGCAACGACUGCUGCCAACUAACAUUCACGUGGUGUUGUUUAACUUCAAGGCCCGGCACCAGGACGAGCUGGAUUUGAUGGCAGGAUAUAAGGUUACCGUUAUCGAUUCGUCGGAUGCCAACUGGUGGAAAGGAAAAUGCUUGGGUAAGGUUGGAUACUUUCCUUCCAAGUAUUGCACUAAACUUGGCGCCUUGGAAAAGGUGUUACAAGUGACCCACCCACUCCAUAUCACUGACAACGAGCGGUGUGAAGUGAAAUUGCAAAGAGAUCAAAUUGUGAUACAGAUUGCCGAGGAGGUAGGGGGUAUGAUAAUGGUCCGCUUUGCUGACAAUCAUCAGGGUGUCAUUCCGGCAAAAUAUCUACAGGAAGUCUGACUACGGGAUGACGAGGAAUUAGACCGAGAUCGAGAUAAGCCAAACAAAAAAGCUAAUAAAAGUAUCUUGCCAGGCCAAAAUGGUAAGUCGAGCAAAAAAAUCGCGAAACUUCAAAGCUACGAAAAGGAGGACGAUACUCGUAGUCACCAUUAUCAUAAGGAAGGAAAACAUAACAUGCAUAUAACAUGUGAUAAGAAUUGGGAAAAAUGGGAAAAGUUCCGGGAAAAGAAAAUGCAAAUGAUGAAAACACAUAAAUAUAAUGUAGAACAGCGACUUAGAAAUGAAAAUCAAGAGCAAGUUUAUUAUAGGCACCAUUUUAAUUAUCACCCUGUGAAAAGACCUAAAAGAAAAACAUCACUAGACCCCAAUUGGUAUACCGAAAAUAUCUAUUCUAAUCAGUCGAUAGAUAAUUCAGAUGGAGAACAAGCUUUAGCGAUGGUACACAGUUAUCAGCCCAGAAAACCUCAAGCCUAUAGAGACCUCAACGGAAAUCUCGACGAGGAAUUGGGCGGCAUUUUUACUAUAGGUGCACAAUUUGAACGAACAAACAAAUACCCUAAAUCGAAUAGCUGUUGUUUUGGUGGAAGUAGUAGCUUAGCAAUUAACAAUGUUAGAUAUAAAAUUCCUAAAUCGCACUCGUUUAGCACCUCCAGGAGUAUGGGCGCCAGUUUCAACUUAAACAAAACAUACAAUCGAAAUAGUUUCGAAAUGGCUGAGUUUCCUGGACAUGCUUUAUCCGAUUCGGGUCGAUUGAACCAUUACAACGGUCUCAAACCGUUGGGAAUGCGUAUAUGUGAUCGUGAAGGUUGCUUCAAUGAAACGUGCUUUAGUAAGGAUACUAAGAAUAUUCAUAAUAACAAUAAUAAUAACCUGAUGAACGAGUGGAAUCUGCGGAAUCGGAAUAAUAUAAGAAGGCGUUUGGCAAGUGCAAGACCGCAGCAUGUCAUGGAAGAAGACUUUGAUCUGUUUGAAGAUGAUGAGGAAAGUGACCUAAACAUGUACAACGACGACAACUCGAUCGUAUUUGACGAAUUCGAUGACCAGGACUACUAUGGAGCUGGACAGGUCACGGCCGACUUUGAUGAAUUCUACCGUCACGAGCGAGCCAAGCAGGUAUUGCGUGGCAAGUUUGAUCGAAUCAGCAAGUAUACCGAUGACUUCACCGAUGAUUAUCAUAAAUCUUUUGAGGACAUAUUCAAUCAAAAUUGCUACAUUGACAAACAGUAUCAGGUGAAAGGCAAUAAUUUUUUUUCCAAACCUUAUAUUGCUAAGAACAAAAGUAUGCUGGAAGUAAAACCACCGAGUAAAUAUGACGAUACCUCAUCCGAUUCCACCGAUUUGGAAUUGGAUGAUUUUAACUUUGAUUUUGAAAAAUACUGGGAAGAACUAGAGAAACCAUUACCUACAUCGCCGAGUGAACUCAAGGAGAAGUAUCCGCCGGGAGCAUUGAAGAAGGUGAAAAAUGUUAACAUUAAUCGAUACAACAAUGGAACUGUGAUAGACAUCUAUCAUGACGAUGACCCUUAUCAUUCAGAUCAUCAUCACUAUCGCGAGGGUAACGAUAGAAACAGCAAACUUGAUUCUUUCUCGCCACCAUCGCUUAGUAAGUUCAGUAGAAAAGUAUAUCCCGAAAGAAAUAACGUAACUAAUGGUUUAAGUAAAAACCCCAGCAGCAAAAGAAAUAAUAUUAGCAACAACAACAACGCGAUUAGUUUUUUGAACAACAUUUUUUCCAUCUACAAACCAAGCAAAUACUCACCGCUCAAUUGCCACGUAGAACAGAAUUAUUUGAAAAAUAUCCCUGCCAAAAAGAUGAACAUAACAAGUUCAGCUAGACCGCUUGGAGCACCUAGAAGUGAUUCGGAGAAUUCGGCUAAACGACCACUAACAGUUCAUCCAUCUAAACAGUAUUCGCAACGCUCAUAUCAAGGUAAUCGUAACCAGAAGGAACCGCAAGCCAAGUUCCAGAUAAUUCCAGACAAAACCGGUUUGAAAAUAUCUCCACUAUACGUAUCGAGUGCCGACUAUCGGAAAGCAAGGUAUAAAUUAAAAAGUACUUCCCGACCACUAUCCUUCUGGUGAUAGUUGCUCGACUGUUCGUAUUAUUCGGAUGGCCGACUGGAUGGAGUACCCGUGGUCAAGAAGACUCGCAGAACCAAAUAUCUCAAGUACUGAAAUUUCAUCAAUCAGAGUGUUAUAAUAUAAAUAAGAAGCCCACCACUUUUCAAUAUUCCACUUCGUUCCAUCUCCUGUACAGUUGAAGUUUUCAUAAAACUCGCAACAGAUUAUUAUGCUACUUUUUAUACCAUUAAUCGGUAAACUUAAAAGUAAGAACCACGUAAAUCCACCUAUCAAAGCGUACAUCCUUGAUUGUAAAUAUCCAUAUUCGAAUAUUUAAAAUGCAACUUUUAAUACCUUUUGAAGGAUUCUAUAUUACAAAAUCACCAGCAACUCACCUACAAUUUUGCAUAGGAGCAUUAAUGAAUUUGAAAACCGUAGAAGUUAUAGUCGCACAUCAAUAUACGAAACCAUAUCCAGACAUACAAAUUAAUCUACUAUACUAUUUUAGUUCGUUAGGUGCCAUCAAAAUUGUAUCAAGUGAUAUGAUUUAUAUAUAGCAAACUGUAGCUAGCACACAUGUAAUGCACCUUCACAAACGAUUGAUUUGUUAUGCAAACCCUCUUCUUUAAUUCGAAACGAAGCUUACUUGACUCUGCUGACAGUACAGUAUAUUGUCGAUUUUGUACUCUGAAGACGAUGAAAAAAUCAACACGGAAAUAACCAAGUUGGCGUUGAAUAUCUGAAUAAUGCGAACGCGAUCCAUUCGUGGUUUCAACCCAUAAUUGGUUAUGUGUUAUUAAAUGUCACACAUAGCUGUCCUAUGUUCUGCGGGAUUGCAUUUCCAUAUUGCUGUUCCCAAUUAUCUUGAGCGUAUUCAACAUAGUGAAAAUUUGAGUUCUACUUUUCAUACGUUUUCUGUGACAAGAAAUAACGUAUAACCGUAGUGGGGUAACUUCACAAACUACAGGAAUUGACUGCAGGAAAAGAUCUUCUUUUUGUGUUUGAUUUAAGGAUAAUAACAAACAAACUGCACAGAGAAGGUAUUGUCCCGAGCAGCUAACAUAACUAAACAUAAACUUCACGCCGUACCCAAUAGUAGAGAGAUAUAAGAGCUAUUCGGUUGAUUUUUACAGCGAUUUACUUCAGUUGCGGACAAAAAUGAACACAAUGUCACACAAGUUAAACAUUGAAUGUGGUACAGGCUUGAGAAAAAUAUUGCCUUUGCUAAGGUAGCUUCAUUUGAAUUUUUACUCAAAUCAACUAUAUGUAUCCGAAGCUCCUUAUAAUCCUCAUUCCCCAAAGUUCUUUUUUACAUCAAUCAGAUAGCGUAUGUAGGUUGUUUCUCUUUUCAAACUAGUUAGUAGUGUCAAUGUACCAAUAGCCGCAUUAUCAAAAAAGUUUGCAUCAAAAAAUUGAUAAAACGAUCUAUGCCAUCGCUCUACAAUUUUUGAUAGGGAAUUCUAUGGAUCAUACGAUAAUCAUUCGUAUUGCCGAAUAAGGGUGAUGUUCGUAGUUGAAUUGAAAGUAUUUAAUUUUUAUCUUGGAGCGAUUUUUUUAUUUUGAUUAUAGAGGUGUUAACCUUAGGGUUAUUCGCCUCUUUUCAGGUUAGAGAAAUCUCUUUUCAGAAAAAUCUCUUACCCUAUGUGCGGGGUUGGGAAUCGAACCCAGGUGAGCUGCGUACAAGCGAAGACUACAUAUUAAGAAGACUGAUAUCUCUUUCCUUCCCCCAUACAAACGAGAAGCGACAGAGGUUACAGCGCCUCUAUUGGAAGAAGGGAGGAAGCUUUAUGUAAAAAUGUAUAUGUGUGUGUGCAUCACUAUGGAAAGCACCACCUUUACCCGUAAGUGGCGUUGCUGUUACUGUCUCCGGAUUCUGGACAGAGUUGCCAGUCUUCUUGAUAUGGAGUCUUCGGUACAAGGCAAUCGAUUUACCAACUAUGCUAUGCCCAUCCCCCUUGGAAGGAAAAUUGUCUUCCAAAUAAAUUUAUUUAUUCCAAACUGCUGGAUUUGCUCAAAUUUAAAGGGCAAAGAAAUAUUAGUCAGGUGGUUCGUCGAUGUAAGACGAUGGUCUUAUAAGCCACUUGAUUGUAUGAUCGAGUCCCAGCCAGAAAAGAUUCUUAGUGGUCGGUUCGAUCCUAGCACUAGCCCUGUAACUAUUCUGUUCACUAAGAACCUGCCGCUAAGUCUGCCGAAACAAAAGUUCAAACUCUUCAACGGAUUGUGAUGCUGACGCAUUGCUUUAGUUUGAACGAUUCAAGUUGUCCGCGGCCGAGGUAGCAGGACACUCGCCAUAAAAUAUAUUCCUUAUGGAUUUUGUUCUACGGCAACAGCAACGGCUGGUUAAUAACUAGAACAAAAUUCAUUGUGAAUAUGUUUGUGGCGUGUGUCCUAUUGUCUCGUCUGCGGACAACUUCAAGUGUGAUAUACUUCGCAAAAAAUAUUUCAUAACGGUUCUGCAUCGACAAAUGCACCCACGAGGGCAGCAAUUGGUAUUACCACGACUACUAGAACUUAUACCCUAUCUACAUACUGGCAUAUAUUAUCGUCAAAACAAAACUAAAAAAAGUGACGAAAACUAUAGUGGGUUUGCAUUCUUUACGCUUUUCAACAUUUUACUUCGUACUCGUUAGGUUAGUUGAAAUAAUGAAUUGCUAGACAAUAUUUUGAUCCAGUAGGUUUCGAAAAUUUUGUUGUUUGGGGUUUUAUCAUGUAGCAUUUGAUUUCAGAGCAUAAAAUAAUAUUGGAAACAUUUAACAUUAUCGUUCCGACGUAUUAUCUUUGAAAUUAGUCCAUGUUAUUUAUAUCAUGUAUUUAUCAAGAAAAUAAAUACAUGUUAUACAGAAAAUAUAAACCUAGUAUUUGCUAUUCUCAUGGACACGCUUUUUUGAAAAAUUUUGAAUUUGUCUCAAGAUUUAAACUUUUGAAAGAAUUUUUGAUUUUGCGCAUUGAAGAUAAUUGGAUCAAAGUUUUCCAAAAAAAAGGUUAUUUCUAACGUUAUUUUGACUUACACGAUGGGGUAACAAAUAGGAAAAAUUUCACCUAACCUUGAAAAGUCGACACAUUUUAUGAUUUAAAACCAAAUACAAGUCCUGUGCUCGUUACCUCCUAAAAGAUUACAUAGUUUAUAUGAAAAACGUGUGAUUAAAAUCGAUUAAUUAAACCGUUACACGAUAUGACCGACCGCCUAAGAAACUAUUCACUAAAUUAUAUAUUUAUGUAAUUCACAUCGUCAUAUUCGAGAUAGCACGUCGUUAAGGCAACAUCCAUAAAUAACAUAGCAUUUUUUUUUCAACCACCAAUAGCAGCAAUUCGCUACAAGUCUCUAGAGACUAGUAAGUGCUUAUCGAGCUAAUAUAUUUACAUUCACAAUAAUCUGCUACACACUAAAUUUUGACUGCCGAAUAUCAGCAAAAUUUUGCUGAAUUUUGCCUUGCUGAAAUAUGAGCAACACUUCCGGAAAAAAAAUUUCGCUGAAAUUACAGCAAUUCGAAACUGUCAGAAUUCGCUGAACAGCCAGUGUGAUUUGCUGGAACUCAGCAAAAUUGCCAUUCUUUUCAGCAAUCAAAUUCUAUAGAUUUUCUGUUUUCGCUAAAAUAAUGGGCUUUACUAAAAAUCAGCAGAACAAAAAUUGCAAAGCUGAACUCUUAGCAAAUCCAGUUUUGCUGAAAAGUUUCAGCAAAAUAUUUUGCUAAAACAAAAUACUAAAAAUUGGUGUGUAUGUAUAUAUUCGAAACGGGAAGAAAUUCAUCUGCGAGAAUUAGUCAACACAUCGAAACAGAAUUUACUAGUAACUAUCGCAUAUUCAAGAUUCUUCUGAUUUUUGUUUCCAAAAUCCCUGUAUAACAAAAACCAAUUUAUUUCGACCACAGCGGUAGAUACCUUGGCAAAUGUUUUAAUGUGAUAUAUGUAUUUAUCACCAAAUAAUUAUUGGCUGACUGAAAUCAGCCUUCCCAUUUGCAGAUCUGAAAUAAUUUCAAUAUGUUCUAAUGGAGGAAUCUGAUUAAAUUAUUUGCAUACUUUGGUGGGAUUUCAGGGCGAUCUGGAAUAUAAGAGUUGAACAAAACGAUUGUAAUUGCAGUAGACAGUCGAUUCUAGCUGAUAUUUUGAUCUUCUGUACUUGUCAUUGAAUGAUUCGAAUUGAAUAUUACUGAAUAUAAAUAUUUUUUUUUGAAAUUUAGACAACGUAUAACUAUUAAAAUUACUAUCAAAUGAAAAUGUUUCUGCGAACUAAUGUUGAAUAUUUCUGAGAAAAAAAUGUUUGGAAAAUAUCGAUUUGUUUGCAUUUCUUGCAUGCAACAUCACAGUACCGUCACAGUGAUAAUCAUGAAUUUAUUAUUGUGUUCUUCUUUUCAAAUAAUCACAAAAUAUGAAAGUCCCCCUUCCACAUGCAAAAGCUACGUCAUUUAUGGAUGCGCCGUAAUUUCUUCAGAUAAGAAUUCUUCGCAUAAGAAUUAACCGCGUAGGGGAGAGAGGGUAACAGUGGAUCAGCAGGAACUAUAAAACAUUCGCAGUAAAAUCAUAAUUAAUGCAUGAUCACAAUCGUCUCAUUCCCUCAUAUUUCACUAUUUAUAAUUCUUUACACGUGUUGUUGUAUUUUGGAAAAGAUCUGAUAACUCUAUCUCUUUUAAUGGAUAUUUGUUUGUUUUGUGAUAGCCAGAGUAAAUUUCCAUUGAAAAACAUUAUUCCAUUUUUAUGAGUUACCUUCCAUUGAAUAAAUCUUUAGUCUAUUGAUAUUUAUAGCAAAUUUUAUGCUCAACAUUUCCGGCGAAGAAAGUUUUUAAUAACUUGUCAUGGUUUUGUGCAAUUCUCAUGAAUGGACAGGGUAACUGUGAAAUGAUGGCGUAUGGGAAACAGUGAUUUUUUAUUUUUGUGGUCUGUCUCAAAAUGUGAAUAGAUUUCGAUUUUCCAUAGUAAAUACUACUCAUAUAGAGAAAAGUUAGUAAAUUUGGGCAAGUUUAGUAGAAAUUGUCCAUUCUUUUAGGAUUGCAGCUAAUAUGCGUAUAUGGCGGUCCGAUGUUUCGCGAUGAUAUAGUGAUUUCUUUCGUAACAAAAAAAUUUAGAUUUUCGUCUCAAUAUAACUUCAAUUCGAAGCAAUACAAGAAGAAUAUUUCACUAUAGACGACGUCGUGUUUCAUAGUUCCUAUCCAUGGGGCAUACUGGUACCUUUUACCACAGACGGUUUAUUGCACAUAAAAAGUUAUUUCCCGCAAAUUUUACCAUCUGGAAAAAAUAUAUUUCAACGACAUUCAAUUAGCUAGAGGUUACUGGGUAGGGAAAGUUAUGAAAAUUAGAGCCAUAGUACUCAAGUGAGAGCAAGGGUGUGAAGUAUGCAGAUCGGAAAACUAGAAGUGGCAGAGUCAUUAGAACAGGCGGUAGGUAGCCGCUGUAUACACAGCCACCACCUUACACAAUGUAGCAAACCCGAUACGACUGUAAGCGCAAUGGCAAUAGUCUAAUAAAAAUCUAUCCCAGCAUUCGAAAGACAAACAGAGAUGAACAGCAGCAACAAUCAUCAUUGAUUGAUGCUAAUCGUCGCACAGUGAUCACCUUCCAUACAAAAGUCGGACAAAACCUCAAAAGUGGCCCGAAUUUGAUGAAAACUUCACAUUAGGGUAAUUUUGUGACGCUGAAUUCAUAUUAGAUGUUUAUUUUUUGUUUUUUAUUUCCUCAAAAUUUUGGCACUUAGGGUGGUUCGAAAAUUCAACAUUUACAAAUAUAAAAUGCACUAUUUCCAAAAAUUCAUUUUCAAAAAAUAGGUGCGGUGAAUUUUUUAGCAGAACACACAUUUUUUCAAUUGCUGAUAAUGAUAAGACACAUCUAUAAAUUAUAUUGCGAACCCUGGGUAGUCAAAGGCUACCAUGCGUCUCCUUCAGACGUAUCAUGAAAAAUCACCUUUUUUCAUACCUCGGGGCAGAAAAGGGCAAAACAAGAUAUUCAUUUUCGGAAAGUACACUAAUUUUCAAGUAUCGUGAACAACAAGCGACCUUUCCGAACCGUUUCAAAAAAAGUACAGCCACUUUGAACAUUAUAACUUUAAACUAUUGCUCGAUUUAUUAUUUGUUUUUCAUGUCUGAGCGAGAAGAAAGGCUUGUAUCAGUUUGACCCCAAUCGGAAUCUUAAUUUAAAAUAUAUACGCAUUUGAAUAACUUACACACCUAGAAAAAAUAGUGUAAAUUUACGUCUCCUGACCAUGACAUAUACGAGAAACAAAAAUGACUUAGUUUUACGUUUGAUUUUAAUUUUACAUGACGUUUAAUUUCGUAAAUCAUGUAAUUUUACUCCACAUACAGCGUUUGUUCUGAAUGGUAGGAAGUGUAAUUUUAAGUCAUUGCGCAUGUGAAGUAUAUGUUUCAUGUAAAAUUAAAUGGAACACGGUAAUGUUCUAUCAUUUCGUAAAUUACGGUUUGUUGAAUUGUGUCAUGUUUGCAAUUACGUCAACGAUAAAAUUCAGAUUUUUUUGGUGUGUAGGUUUGAAAAUAGUUUUCCUCAGAAUUUAUCAUCUAUUUCACCUUUGAAGCCAUGUAAAAAAUCGAACUGUCGUCCUCGGGACUUAAUAUUUCGAGAAGACUCUAUUCAACCUGUUAAGAAACAGAGAAAAAUGUUAAAUCAUGAAAAAUCAAAACUGGCGACACUGUGCGUCGACAGGUUUUCAGUGGCGAUCUUGCGUGGCUUUUAUUUUGUCGGUUCUCACGGUAAAGAGGAACAAGUCUGUCUUUGCCAAGACACAUGCUGGUGACCUCGAGUUAUUCUCCGAUUAGAAUGAAAUAACAAGAUUAUAACAGAGUGAUAUUUUCGUAACAUAUUGUGUUAUAAAUGCGGUUUAAUUAAAAUAACAGAAAAUUAUAACAAGUAACAACACGAGAUAUAGUUUUGCAAUCUUUUUGUUAUGUAUUUCUGAUCGGGUCGUAGUUAUGCUGCCUAAGCUUGACCCUCAUCAGAAGACAAAAGUUAAGCCCGUAAGAUAUUAAGUCUGUUCUAAUAACUCUGCCCCUUCUAGUUUUCUGAUCUGUAUACUUCACAUCCUUGCCCUCACUUGAGCACUAUGGCUCUAAUUCUCAUAACUUUCCCUAUCCAGUAAUCUCUAGCUAAUUUAAUGUUGUUAAAAUGUAAAAAAGAAAAUGUGACUAACACAGUCGAAAUAAAAAAGAAACACAAGAAAAAGAUGGGUGGGUAAUGUCAGAGACAUAACCGGAGUGAAGUAGAAUACACUUUAGACCGGUAAAUUCUGAUCUGGAAUAAGCAAUUUCUAUGCGAUUUUGUCGACUUUAACACAUUCAUAGUUUAUUUGGAGUAUUUUUGGAAUUAUCAAGUUGACAAUUUGCAACAUUCUUUGAAAAUAUUGUUGAACUUUUAUGAAUGAAGGCACGCAAACGAGCGUUUGACCGUCGUCCUACUACCAGCAUCAGAGAAGUAGCAGAUCAGCAUUUUUCGCUACAUGACCUGUACCAAACAAACCGCUGGUAAGUCCACCGGAGGAAAGGCUCCCCGCAAGCAGUUGGCAACAGCCCCCUGGCAACCCUAUACCAUCAUAUGGAGUUUGACAGGGACCGACAUAUAUGGGGCGUUAUAGCUAUAAAGCCCCAAACAAAGAAUUAUGUUCGGCACUAUGCUCGAUAUUCAAGCAUUCCACACGACGUUUUGCAUCUGGUGGGAUGAUUUAAUAAUUUAAUUUAGUCGACAUUUUGUAACUAAAUACAGCUUCUAAUCAUUCGGUUCAAAAUCAAUGUUUUGCAUUUCAUGGCAGUGAUGCUGGCUGUACAGAGACGUCGUCCUUGACAGGGGCUGGUUGGCAACGAAGGCCGUGUAAAAGUGCCCCAGUCACGGUUGGCGUUAAGAGCCUCAUCGCUACCGAACAGAAACAGUCGCCCUGCGAAAAAUUCACAGCUAUCAGAAAUCGAGCGGGCCUAAAUUGUGACCCAAAAUAAACCACAAACCAACAAGUUGUUUGCAGGACCAGCCAAUUAUAAAGUAUUAUUAUUAUAAAUGAAAUUUUCCAUUGCCUUACAACCUCCCUCCCCCUUUCCACCCGGCUUGAAUAACUAUCAAUCUUGAUGAUGCUGUGCGGCGGGGGCACUAGUUUUUAUUAUGGUGGAAAAUUUAGGUUUGCGCGUUUUUCCCAAAAGUUUUUUGGCUGUGCUGUUUUCAAGGAAGUUGUAGUUGAAUUCAAAAUAAAAUAGUUUAUUUCUAUUGUCAGAGAUGGACCUUCCAACGAAAACUAGUUUGGCUCGCUUGGAAUCGAAUUGUAUGGACCAACCACUGCUUUCACAAAAUCUGUUAUUUUCAGUAAUUGAACAUUCUACAUUUUUGUAAAUUGAAUCAUUACACUAACCUGUCUACAAAUCACACAAAUAACUUUUUUAUUUUGUGCCAUUCUACUUGAAAACGAAGAUAUUGUUCACAAGUGGCUCACUUACCAUCCAACGCUCUUGGCAAGCCACUUUCUGAUGCUUGUAAUAAAAUUUCAAUUCGAUUCUUUGUCGAUAAAUUGAUGGCCCUGAAAAGCGCCUGUUGUUUGGACAGUGUUCGGAAUUUACUUGGAGCUGGUGUAUAUGGUAACAGUUUUGGUGCCAUCUGGGACGGCGUGCUUGGCCAACUCUUCUGACAGCAGCAAACGGACGGCGGUUUGAAUUUUGCGGGAGAUGCUGCAAACGAACUGCUGCAGGCUGAUGCUGCAAACGAACUGAUCGUGAACAACAGCAUGCUGAGUUUUUAUACCUGACUACAGCACAAUGUAAGCUCGUCCUUUUUUGUGUUGUCCUCAAUAUGUGUUCUUCGUAGCUCCACCCCUUUGUUGCUCGACCACAUAUUUUUGAUAAAGAACAAAUUUGAAAUUGUGUUUCCAAUACGGAGGUUAUCGAACACUCAGGGUAAAAAGAGUAAUCUAAUACGAAUAAUUGAAACCAUUUUUGAAUGCGCCUAGUAAACACGAAACUGUAAACAAACACACAAAUGAUAACUUUUAAUUUUGUGUCAUUCUACGUGAAAUCUACGAUAUUGUUCACAAGUAGCUCACUUGCCAUCGAACGCUCUUGCCAAGCUACUUUCGGAUGCUUGUAAUAACAAAAUUUCAAUUCGAUUCUUUGUUGAUAAAUGGCCCGUACCAAACAUACCGCUCGUAAGUCCACCGGAGGAAAGCCUCCCCGCAAGCAGUAAGCAACGAAGGCCGUGUGAAAGUGCCCCAGUCACGGUUGGCGUUAGGAAUCCUCAUCACUACUGAACAGAAACUGUCGCCCUGCGAGAUAUUCACAGCUAUCAGCAAUCGAGCAGGCCUAAAUUGUGACCCAAAAUAAACCACAAACCAACAAGUUCUUUUCAGGACCAGCCAAUUAUAUUCCAGUAAGAUAUAAAUGAAAUUUUCGUUUUCCAUUGCCUUACAACCUCUUUCCUCCCGGCUUGAAUUACUAUCAAUCUUGAUGAUGCUGUGCGGCUGGGCACAGGCAGUUUCCAUUAUAGUGGAAAAUUUAGGUUUGCGCGUUUUUCCCAAAAGUUUUUUAGCUGUGCUGUUUUCAAGGAAGUUGUAGUUGAAUUCAAAAUAAAAUAGCUUACUUCUAUUGGCAGAGGUGGACCUUCCAACGAAAACUAGUCUGGUUCGCUUGGAAUCGAAUUGUAUGGACCAACAACUGCUUUCACAAAAUCCGUUAUUUCAGUAAUUGUACAUUCCACAGAAUUAGUCACAACUAUUUCCAAUCAGCGCAAAAAUCGAAGGUUUUCAUUCAAUACAACAGAAGAUUUUCACGUUUGAAAAAACAGGCAGCAUUCUGGCCGAAAAUUUUGAAACGGAGCACCUAUAUCGAAACGUUAGAAAACGUUCGAUUUUUGUAAAUUGAAUCAUUACACUAAACUGUCUGUAAAUCACAAAUAACUUUUGAUUUUGUGCCAUUCUUGUGAAAGCGACGGUAUUGUUCACAAGUGGCUCACUUACCAUCCAACGCUCUUGACAAGCUGAUGCUUGUAAUAACAAAACUUCAAUUUCAUUCUUUGUCGAUACAUUGAUGGCCCUGAAAAGGGCCUGUUGUUUGGACAGUGUUCGGAAUUUACUUGGUGCUGGUGUAUAUGGUAACAGUUUUGGUGCCAUCGAAGACGGCGUGCUUGGCCAACUCUUCUGACAGCAGCAAACGGACGGCGGUUUGAAUUUUGCGGGAGAUGCUGGAAACGAACUGAGCGUGAGCAACAGCAUGCUGAGUUUUUAUACCUGACUACAGCACAAUGUAAGCUCAUCCUUUUUUGUAUUGUCCUCAAUAUGUGUUCGUCGUAGCUCCACCCCUUGGUUGGUCGACCACAUAUUUUUGAUAAAGAACAAAAUUGAAAUUGUGUUUCCACUACGGAGAUUAUCGAACACUCAGGGUAAAGAGAGUAAUGUAAUACGGCACCUUGGUAAAAUGUUUGAGAAUUGAAACCUUUUUUGCAUGCGCCUAGUAAAAAUGUUUUCCACUUCACUCCAGAUUGUUUCUGACCAUAUUUGCAAUUUGCGUACUGAAAUAAAUCAUAAUUUAGGGUUUAACCCAAAUAGCUCUCCAAGGAGAAACAGUCCAUGACACAGAAAAUGCAAACUUAUUCUUUGAAAUGAUUUUGGUGGCCCUGAAAAGGGCCUUUUUUAUAAUGAUACAAGUGAGUUCUACCUUUUCAACUUCAAAAUCCAUACAAAGUGCGUCCCUGCCGCUUCAGAGUAUAGACGACAUUCAUUGCGGUUUUGCGCUUGGCGUGUUCAGUGUAGGUCACGGCAUCUCGGAUGACAUUUUCCUGCACACCAUCAGCAUUCGUAGAUUAAAUCGGAGAUGCAUUUUACACCACCACGAUGAGCCAGACGCCAAAUGGCGGAUUUUGUGAUUCCCUGGAUUUUAUCACGAAGAACCUUGCGAUGACGCUUGAUACGGGAACGCAAACAUGAUACCGCUCAUUGUACCGUCCGGACGAACAUGUUGCUCGUGUGGUAAGCGAGCACCUACUGAUACAAAACAAGCUCGCGUGACCUGUAUAUAUAAUAUUCCCGUAUGUAAUGAAACGCUUACAUGCCCCUUUUUGACGGCUCUGCGUGGGAUAUGCUGGCAAAUUGCGCAUUUUCCUCGCUGUUUCCGAAGGAUUUUUUAAAAAUCCUAGUUCUGGUUUAUUUAUAGUAGUCGUACUAAUUACGAAAUUUAAUACGAAAUACGUGCACAAAUUUACGAUCAGAUAGUGCAAAAAUAUUGCGAUUUCGUCCAGUAGAACGGAAGAUAUUCGCAUUUCAAACCUGGGAAAAUUUCUCAACUGAAAUUUUUGAAACGGGACCCCAUAUUGAAACGUUAGAAGUAUUCUACUUCAAAAUAUAUGUAUUAGUUAACAACAGAGUGGAACUAUGUAUCACUUUUGGCCACACAAAUAACAUGUUUUAUCAUAAAAUUUAAAUCACAGAAAAAAUGUCUUUCACUGUUACCCCCUCUCCACUACUGUUGUUUAUAUAUUUGGAAUUGAGUUGCAGUAAUAUUUUAUAAAUUUCUGUUGAUAGUUCCUCAGUUACAAAAACAUUGAAAAGUAUUAUUUAGUUUAUUAUUUGUUAACAUUAUAUUAGGGGCCGUACACAAAUGACGUAGCUUUUUUCAGCGAUUUUUGACCCCUCCCUCCCCCCUCGUAGCAUUUGGUCACAAAAUUCUAACCUCCCCCUCGUAAAUAACGUAGCAUUUACCUACCCCCUCCCCCUCGUCCCAUGCACAGCGCCCGGGUGAUGAAAAAAAAAUUACAUGCUUUUCAAUUAUUUUAAAUACAUGUCCUUUCGAAAUGUUUGACGACUUUUAUCAACAUUUUCAUUAUAACAACAAAUUUCGUGCAAAAUAAGCCCAUUUCAUCACAAAUAUAGUGUUGAUAGUUUUGUUUUGAAUUUUAUAUGUCAAGGGGAGCAUGAAGAGAAGUUCUCUCAAUCCUGUAGCUGCCAAUGAUUCUAAGAAACAUACGUUCAUCUAAAUUACUAAAUUUAGUUUGGUUGAUUCCGAAGUGAAAAUUUAAUUCAGCUUCCAAACUAAGUCUACUAGUUAGCAACAUUAGCUAACUAAUGUAGCAAGUUAAAUCCGCAUACAAAAUCUUUUCGUAUUUUUGCGAACUUGAAAUUGAAAUUCUGCGAAUUGUAAAAUUUACCUCAUGAAAAACCGCAUCAAAAGUAACUUGUUUGAAUUUAAAUUCAUUUCUCUUGGGAACGGAGGAUCAUUAAAUUGUUUUCUCUAAACAAUGGGUUUUAAACAUAAUGCUACGUCGCACAACUUCUGACCCUACCCUCCCCCUCGUCACACUUCGUCACAAAUUUGGUAUACCCUCCCUACCCCCCAAAAUGCUACGUCAUUUAUGCAUGGCCCCUUAGUUGAUAUAAGUUUUAUAAAUUUUACCGAAUAUAUCUAACCGAACAGUAGAAAAAAAAUGGAUCUAGAUUCCGGUAGUAGUAGCAUUAGUUGUUGUUGUCUAGAUAACACGAAUAGUGCCAGUACUAUAGACAAACAAAUGCAAUAUAUUCGCCGGCAGAAGAGCUUACCUAAACGAAAACUAGAACUACAACUCUUACAAACAAACAAACAAGCAAACAUGCUCAACCAAUAAAAUAAUAACGCAAAUCUCCUCAGGCGUUUGAAUCCUUGAACAAGUUAGAAUUAUGUUCGAUGGCAGAAUUUUUGAAAGUUGCAUUUUCUUAAAGCUAUCAUUGUAUAUAAUAAUUGGCACUAUAUUACAUGGAAAAAAUACUUAUAAUAUAGCUAAAAAGAAAUGAUGUGUGAUUAAUGGUGAUGAAGAGAUUUUCUACAUACUAGAUUAUUUAUAAUAGAAAAAUAAAUGCCCCGAUCUUAUGAAUAAAAUAAUAGUAUUGAUUUACGAAUCGUUCCCAGAAGGUUAGUCGUUAGUUUAUACAGCAUUUUAACUUUUUCCAGUUUUAAGUAGAUGUAAUAUUUAAUAUUAUAUUUUGUAAGCGCAGCAGUUUGUUGAAUAAAUUUUUAAUUGACAUCAGCUGAAACCAAACAAAACAAAACCGUACUUUAAUGGUUAAGGCUCAUGAUUUAAAUGAAAUUAGUUUAACUUACACGUUGAGGAUUCCGUAAAAAAUAUUCGUGUUUCUAAAACUGUACAUUCGUCUCCGCGUACAUUUCCAAAGAAACCACAAAUUGAGUUCCUAAUAAUUCGCACAAUGAUUCGCUAUAACGUUAUGUGCACGCUUAGAAAAUGAAAAAAAGGUGAAUAUUGUAUUGCACUGUGAUAAAAAAAAGUCUAAAAUUUCGUUUCGGAGCAAUUUUCAAGCAUUGUGGCAGAUUUUUCCGCAUUCAAAUUUGGAUAACCAUAUCAUAAACUUUGCAUCAUCCCGUUUCACCUCACAACUCUUGUUCGGCAUAUCUGAAGCUCUUUUAUUUGCCACACUUCAUGAAAAUCCUACAGAAACCUCCCAACCGAUUUAUCCUUUGUGCGUUCCCGUAAUACUUUUCUCAUUUCAAUUUAUUUAUUCAAGUUUGAUUAGACAACCAGUUCCAUAUUUAAACAAAAACUACAUUGGGCUAGUUCAAGGGUCAUUUAAGCCAUAUUCAUUAAUUUCGCAAAGUGUAGCUUUACGUUUGGCAUUAUUAUAACAUCGUACAUGUGCACCCGCUAAAUUCAUUUUGGAACCAUUUGAGAGACGUAGGAAAUGCGGAAGGUGCGAUCUAUGUCUGUGAAACAUUUAUACAUGAAUAUAACCGUCAUGCGAAAUUUCCACUCGACAAUCUAUGAACAAUGCAAUCACAUGCAAAGUUAUCCAGACACACGCUUUUGCUUGCUUGCAUUAUUUAUAGCAAAUUGAACUGAUGUUCUUCUUUCUGUAAUUGAGCUAUUUAGCUCUGAACAGAUAGUCAGAUAGUCCACGAGGGUGAAUUUACUCUAUUCUGACUGAAAGUUCUUCUUUCUCGCGAUUGCGUACAUUAUACAGCGGGCAAGAUCCGCCAUCGAUGCUUCAAUGCGAAGUACUAGAGCUAGUUCCCAAGGUUGGGUCUAGUCUACUCUCCAGGUCAAACAAUAAGUAUCGAGGUCGAUCCAGCGAUUCCAGAUGCCGCAAGUGUUUCGGCAAGAUCUACUCGAUCUAGUCUCCUAUGAUGGGUCAACAAAGCCCAACAGGUUUCCCGGUACCAUACACUGCCAUCGACGCGAACUAUUCAAGCUAGUCUCGGACUGGAUGACUGAUGGGAUGCGCUUAUUCGAACUGUAAGUUAAUGGUCACCAAUUCGUUGAUCUCUUAUUCAGUUCCCCUGUAGCUCCACUAGUAUCUACGCGAAUACUGAAUUGAAGAUGUACCACGUCCCUUCGUCUUUGAACAUCUAUUCUACAACAUUCUCUACGCUUAGAACCAGAAUCCCGCUCGCACUUCUUCGAAUCUUCGAAAAUCAAAGACAAUGUUAUCCGAUGUCUCCUUUGCACACUCACGCUCCAGACAGUAAGGUGAAGCAACAUCACCGAACCGAUGUAAAUUCUUCCUGAAACAACCGCGACUUGAUAGGAACAGCGUUAGGUGAAAGCUCUUUCUCCGUGCUUUCUGUUACCUACAAAAACAUAUAUGGAAUUCAUGUUUUAAUAUUGGUGUUAUCCUGUUACCACUUGACCAUCGAGUCAGCUUUCGCCAUCCUCUUCACCCCUCUUGUUCCCCUUCGUUACUAACCCUAGAUACCUUCAGCUAAGGCGAUUCCAAUAGAGAUCAUCCCGGCGAUGACGUAUACGACCUUCCACGACAUGGUAUGACAUAGUCGACGUGGUAAUUGAGGUUUAACCGAUUGUCUAUCUUGACUUUUACCUAUUUGAACACAUAGUUCUUGAUUGUGUUGAUGAUCUCCGUUGUCAGCUUCCACCUUUUUCAGCAUCUGCCCUGUUCUCGUUGAAACGAUGUCAUCCGCGAAUUCAACUACCUUGACUCCUAUAAGCAGCUCUAGCUUUCUGACUCCUUUUCUGUACUCUCUCUAUGACUGUCCGGAUUGCUUUCACCGUUGAUCAUACCUCACCGUUUUUUUGCCAGUGUGACAGAUCCCGAGAAAACGGGUUUCACGGGUUAUGAGACCAUACAAUCCCUUAAUAAGACCAUAAAUAUGGUCCGUGUCAAAUUUAACAACCAUGUAAAUGCCAUAAGAUGGUGAUAACCCAAUAACCCAUAAAUACACCAAAAUUUGGUUUUUAUAGGGGAUCUAUCGGACCAUGGUGAUGGUGUUUUCGUGGGUUGAUUCCAUUUAAAUCACUAUGAAAACACCAUGCAGUGGGGAUGAAAUUGAACCAUAACCAGGGGGUUUUAUGGACUUUUCGUUUGCUCGGGAUAGCUUGCGCGUCCUGUGAAAUUCGUUAUCUCGUUGAGGGUAAUCCUUUUCAUGUGAUUCUCGCGAGUAUCCAGCAGGCACAUGGCCCUUAUUAAAGUAGUUUUCGCUGAUGGUUUAGCAGUUUGUGCUGAAGUUUCUGUAUCCGUUUUUGUUGUAAUGAAUAUUUUUCUUUUUGCUUUAGUACUCUCGCGCAGGGCUAUCGGUAGUGUGCUGAAUACUUACGGUACGGAUAUGUGGGAGAUUGAUUGUCAUAAGUACUGUUUUUUUAGAAAAGGCAGAUACAGAUUCCAGGCUAACGAAGGAAGGAAUACAAUGUUUCAACCGCAUUCUUUGCAUUCGAACACCAUAGAGAAUACCUGGGAAAAAUCUUCCAUUUAUCCUCUUUGACUGAGAGCUUUACCAUAUUGCGACAUAAGUUUUACUUCAGCUACGUUAUCUCCAUAGUACACGCGGAUCUGCACUUCACAAUAUGAAAAACUUGACUUGGGUGUUGAAACACAAAUAUCAUGGAAGAAUUUGAACAUUUUUACGAAAUGACAGACCAGUCUGUUAGUAACAGAUCAUUUUUAGAGAUUUUGUAUCGCUCAUAUUACAUGGAUACGAAAAACUACCAAAAGUUGAGCUCUUUUGACUAAAUCUCGGGGUAUCGUGGAAUAAGGUAAUAUUAGGUAAACAGUGUUGAAGGUAGUUUCACUUUAACCACGGCAAAAAUCAUAACUCAUUGACAGGUUUUUUAUACUAAACCUUGAGUUAAAUAUGCUUAAAUUUAAGUUGAAUCUACCUAAUUUUGAGUAUACCCCAAACAACUCAAAAGUACCUUAUUCCAUGGAAGGCCUCGACUGAGUCGAAUCUCUCUCUUUGUUUUUGACAACACUAAUAAGUGCGAAAGCUACGCAAAACUCAAAACUACCUUAAUUUAAGUUAAAUAACUUAUUCUGUGGGUUGUUUUAUUUUUCCGUGCAUGAAUACAGUAACUAUAGUUUUAACUAAAGACGCUGAAUCUCCGGGGUAAAAACUCGACACAAUCUUUUGUUACCAGUUCUCGUGCUCGAUUGAAAUGAAAAUAAUAGAUAAAUUGUAAACAAAAAUUGAAAUGGCGAGUCUUUAUUCAGAGCUCCGGGGUCGUUAGAUUUGAAUACAGACACUUUAUACACAGACUAGCGAAAUGUCAAAAAAAUCAGCCAAACCGACUGUCAAAAACUGCAGCCAAACAAGUUUGAGGGUAUAGUGAGGGGAAGUAAAGAGGUAAGCCAAUGCAAAGCUUAUGACAUCUUCCGCGAUACUAGUAAAUAUUCAUGGUUACUGGUUUUACUGUUUUUGUUUCCGCAAGUCUGUAGUUUUGGCUACAGACACUUUAUACACAGACUUGCGGAGACAAAAACUAGCAACUAUGAAUGUGAACUGGCAUCACAGCAGAUCCGGGAUGCUUUUCAUGCAUGCGAAUGAAAAACUACCUAAAAUAGCGUUCUUUUGACUCAAUCUCAGGGAACAGUGGAGAAAGGUUAACUUAGGUAAACCGUGUGGAAGGUAGUUUUUGCGUGUACACGCAAAAGUAAAACAACCCGAAGAAUAAGUUCUUUUAACUUACUUUUGAGUUGUGCGUCGCUUUCGCACUUAUAAGUAUUGUCAAAAACAAAACGAGAGAUUCGACUCAGUCGAGGUCUUCCGUGAAGUAAGGUACUUUUGAGUUGUUUGGACAUACUCAAAAUUAGGUAAAUUCAUCUUAAGUUUUAGUAUAGACGAAUUUCGCGCCAAAUCAUAUUCAGAGUUGGCAGCACCUUCUCAGAUUCUAACUUUCUGUACAUGAAGACAUUGUCACAAAAAGCCACUUUGCAUAUUUUGUUUUUUUAAAAAUGAUCUAGACUGUCUUUUGAAAAGGGCCAAACUUUUUUUACCAAUUUUUUUCAAAUGGCUAUGGUCUAAAAAUGAUAAAUCCUACAAAAAAUAUAGGAACGGUUUUUACAAAAUUAGUCAAUUUUUUAAUAAAAAUAUUGAAAAAAUUCUUCAUUGACUCCUACACUAAAUAAAAAUCGAUUUUAAAAAUUUAAAAUCGAUUUACAAAAAAACAUUUUUGAUUUGGAUGAAAUUCUGUUUCAAGAUAGAUAAUUAUGUUCCAUCCUUGCUAAAUUGGACAAUAUCUUCUCACAAACUGAGUUUUAUUGGAUCCUGAGAUGAUUAUGACUUUCAUUGGAUUAGUGUUCGAUUAAAAAAAACUGAAAAAAAAUCAGUUUGGACAAGGAAAAGUUUUUUUCAAAUAACUUUUUUUCCUUGAAAGUGCCCAACUUGAAUUUUUGACGGUAGGUAGGAAACAUAACAAAAUUUCAUCCAAAUCAAAAAUGUUUUUUUGUAAAUCGACUUUAAGUUUUUAAAAUCGAAAGAACAUUUUUUGCCAUUUAUUGUUUGAAAACAAUUUUUUUUUUCAGUAUGAAAAUUUUUUUCAAUAUUUUUAUUCAAAAAUUUGACUAAUUUUGUGAAAAUCACUCCUACAACAUUUUUUGUAGGAUUUGUCAUUUUUAGACUAUAGUCAUUUGAAAAAAAUUGGUAAAAAAAGUUUAGCCCUUUUCCAAAGACAUUCUAGAUCAUUUUUGGAAAAACAAAGUAUGCAAAGUGGCUUUUUGAGACAAAGUUCUCAUGUACAGAAAAUUUAAUUAAAAUCUAAGAGGGUGCCGCCAACAUUUGUUUGAGUUGGCGCGAAAUUCGUAAUAUAUAUUGAAUUCAAGGUUGAGUAUAAAAAACCUAUCAAUGAGUUGUAAUUUUUGCCGUGGUUAAAUGGAAACUACCUUUCACACGGUUUAACUUAUUUUACCUUUCUCCACGAUACCCCGAGAUUGAGUCAAAAGAACUCUAUUUUAAGUAGUUUUUCGUUUGCGUGUAGGCUUCCUCCCAUGCUUCUCCUCACAAUUGGCGAUUUGCGGCAAAACCAAAAUUAGUCAUGCGACACCUAUGAUUCAGCUUAUGAACUGGCAAAGUGAUACAGUUUGCUUUUUUUCACCCGUAAGUGAGUCGUAGCUUACAACAAAAUCUUCAUUAUCUUCUCGGAAAAAGCUUACCACAGCCAAAAUAUGAAUGAAACGAGUAAGAAAUUUAGUUUUAUUUGCAAUUAUUCUGAAAUUACAGUCAUUUGCAACUAUUUGACUCAUACAUUUCUUCGAAAUGUAAUCGGGGUAUUAUUGUGGUUAUAAAAAAUCGUUCCAUAAAUAAAGUUCCAACUCGAAACCGCGACCCAAUCAGUACCAAUGUCAAACUCCUUCAUAUUUUGAACUACGUAGGAGAUUCAGUGAAGACUAUCGAAGAGAAGGAUCGGCUGUGCAUGAUACAAAGCUGACACUUUCCUAUUAGCCGGAUAUAUUCUUUCCUCGCCUGAUCUGGAGAGUUUAAUGAAUUUACACCAUCUCAUGAAGGUUUAGCUUAACUUAGGACGAAUGGGAAAUGCUGUUGCGGCGGCUACGGUGCUCAACAAAUUACAUUUCGAAACAGCGCGCAUAUAGCUCUGCGAAUAAUAUUAGAAACCACUAUGUUUUACACUCUUUUCGCAAGAUGUUUACUCAUCAUCUUAUAAAAUGAUGGUUUUCCUUCAUUUUCAUAAACAAUUAUCAACAAAUUGAUCGGUAAUUUGGUGUUUAAAAGUCAUUUUUUACCAAUGUUUACAGAAAAUAUAUGCACUAUGACAGAACAGAAUAAAAUCAGCAACACUUUCCUUCCAGCGCUAUCUGCGAGCGGUUUCAACGUAGAAUCGCCAAUACAUCAUGCUCGUUUGGCUGUACUUUUUGAUAGUUCAUUUGGCUGCAACUUUUGACACUUUGCUAGGGUUACCAAAUGGGCUGAGAGCAAAUUAAGGACAGUCGGAAUUCUGCCUAAUUUUCCAGCGGUUGAACUGGGAUGUUGAAUCUCAAUCGAGACAAAUUGUAUGACAAAUGAUGUAGUGGCAAUACCAAAGAGAUACCACUUUGGCCAAACUUCAUAUUGAGCUGUCCAACAAAUUUUGGUUACUUCUGAGUAAAACAAAUUUUGGUUGCCAUGGGUCGCAGAGAGUAUGUUAUAACAAAAAAAUCGCUGGAAGGAAUUGAAAUUGAUUCUCUUGGAAUAAAGUUGAUCUGAAUAAUUUAAUACAGGGUGAUUCGUCAUGACGUUCUUUUACUCUAGUAAAAAAUUGAAAAGCGGAGUAAAUCGCGAAUUGUUUAUUUGUCAAUCGAAAGAACAUUUUUUGCCAUUUAUUGUUUGAAAACAAUUUCUUUUAAAUAUUGACCAAGUUGGCGCUUCAGGUAGUCCAUUCGACUGGUCCAAUUUUCGAUGAUGACUAAUUACUCGAGUAAUGUUGGUUUCUAAUGCUUGGGGAUGUCACCGCCGCUAUGUUUUCUUCACUGUGUGCUGGAUGUGGUCGAUUUGUUCGCUAAUCAUCCAACAAUAAGAACUAAAACGCUCACUUCUUGGUUGUAUGGCGAAUAGUUGAGUCAGUUGGCCUAUGGUGUCGACCAUAUUAUGGUCGGAGUUCACUAAACACAUUUCCCACAGAUCGCUGAUUUUCGAAAUAUAGUUGAAUAAUUUGAAAAUGGUGAGCCAGUGUAAGUCGUUCCAAUAUGAAAUGGCAAACAAUACUAAACUACAAUAGCAUGACAGUUUGCAGUUAGUACCCGUUAACUACUAGAAAAUGCCCUGUUAAAAAACUUCAUGUUGAACCACCCUGUAUAUGCCAAGGUUUGAGACUAAAAUUAAGGACAUUUGAAGUAAAAUAAGGACGCUUCCAAAAACCUCGAAAAUAAGGACAUGUCCUUUAAAAUAAGGACGGUUGGUAACCCUAACUUUGCUAGUCUGUCUAUAAAGGAUCUGUAGUUUUGACUACCGUAAAACGGGGUAUCUUUGAUCACCGGGGUAACUUUGAUCAAAUGAGAUUUUUUCAUUAACGUACGAUAAGAUGAUUCCCUCUAACAAAAUCAUUGAAACAAAAUACAAACCAUAUUCUGAACAUGUUCAGCAUCUACCGGCAACGAUUAUUUUGUCAUUUAAUGUACCUUUUAUGAAAACAAAUUCAAAUUGAAAAUGAUUCCACUUUCAUGCAUCGUUCCAAUCUGUUCAAACAAUUCCUUGUAUAUUAAUGAAAUCAAACAACUCCAACUGAACUGAUCACCUUUUUAGAAACUGAAAAUAUUUUUGUCCAAUAAUUUAUUUAAAAAAUCCGAGAUUUUUAUUGCUAACUAUUUUAUUUCGACUAUUUUCCCCAAAAAGUUCGUUAAUGUGUAUUUAUAGGUAGAAAAAUUCCCAAUGCGAAUUUUCAAACAGUUAUCCUUUAAACAAUUCCCAAAAUGACUUUUUCCAAUCCCCCUGGUAUUCCUUUAAAUUUUUCAAUAUGUGUAUGGGACGUUCAUACAGUUUUCAUAAGUUGGGAUGACACUGUUGCAAAUAACUUUACUGACACAGUAUGCAAGACUACAAAAUUCUUAGCGAAGCAAUGCUGAAGUUUCGUUUCAUUCAUGGAAACUACUAAAAUCGUACAAUAUGAUAAAAUGAUAAUACAACAUCACACAUUAGUCACAAAAUUCUAACGGGAACUGAUUGUGUAGUGAACAGAUGUUAUUAUAACUGCACUUACAUAGAAAAGCACCAAUUAUUGACCAGGCACGACAGGUUUUAUAUCAUAAGGAAAGCUCCAUAAUCAUCACAGAAGUAUUGUCGCUCAUGUUUAAAACACGUCAACAAAGCACACUUGUCUCCUCGAAAGACCUUUAGUCUUUUUGAAUCAGUACCAUUGAACAAACAAUAAGAAACAAACAAAAAAUCAACCUCCAUUAAUCAGUAAUCUGAUUUAAUAACAGAAAAAAUCGUUCGAGAUUUUGAACUUAAAUAUUAUACAUUUUUAUGCGCGCGAAGCAAACUAGAUGAACGACUACUACAAUGAUUAAUCGACACACAAUGGUUUAAACUCGGAUUGAAAGUUUGUUUAUUUUCGAAAAGACGACCAUUUUGUAGCAACAACAGAAGGCCACAGAGUAUCAAAGUAAAUUUUAAUAUGAGCCUUUUACUGUCUUGAUGCGUAUUCUUACUAUAGCUUAUUCAACAUUUAGUUAACGGGUGAAUGGCAGAUAGUAAAGUGACUCAGAGAGACAGUAAAAUGCUGAAUAUAUAUGAAACAAAACAAUAAAAUAAUAAAAACAAAAAAACCCGUGAUCGACCUUGUUCAUAACAGUAAACAUAAAUGAUAAGUAAUGAAUGCACUGGUACACCGCAGAAAAUUAGUGAACGAAACAAUUAAUAGCAAAAUGGGACGUAUAGUCGAAGUAAACUAAUGUAACACACCGUAGAGUAAACCCAUUUUCCACACAAUGUGCUGUGCAUAUUUUGACAAGGAAAACUGCAAAUGAAGUAGUAUACGUGACGAAUGGAACUUUAAUAUUAAAGUCACAUAAAUAAAAAAAAUGAAGUAGUGAAGAUGUAAUAAAGUUGUGGCAGAGAUAAAA
Molecule: messenger RNA, 28050 nt
Organism: Topomyia yanbarensis
Lineage: Eukaryota; Metazoa; Arthropoda; Insecta; Diptera; Culicidae
Gene: Stacl
Exons: 21
Biological process (GO): positive regulation of protein localization to plasma membrane; positive regulation of voltage-gated calcium channel activity; skeletal muscle contraction
Cellular component (GO): extrinsic component of cytoplasmic side of plasma membrane
Molecular function (GO): protein binding
Source: RefSeq, a predicted model, not a curated record